UCGAUGGUUUUGUACUUUUUAAUGUUUGGAUAAGACAGCCUCUCCCUUGUCAUUGAAGCUUUGUCUUUUUUUUUUAUGAAGACGUUUUGGAACUUCACUAUCUCUGCUUUCACAGCCUUUGGGUUAAUUUCCUACCACAACUGAAACUAUUGAGCACUAGUCCUUCCUUUUUUUUUUUUUUUUCCCUCUGCAUACUUUCACUUUUACUUUACAGAAGCUGGGAGGGGACUAAUCAGAACAAACGAGUCUAACUAAAACUUUUUCUCAUAAACUGCUUCAAACACUACUGUCAUAAAGACGUGGAAGUUUUGGGCUUGUGUAACACAACAGAUCUGUGUUUGCCAUGAACUCUGGAAGCAUGACCGAUGCAGAGCAAAAGGAGGAUCCAAAACAAGAGCCUUUCAGGAUCAUGCUUCUUGGGAAAGGCGGGGUUGGCAAGAGCUGCAGUGGGAACACCAUCCUCGGGAGACAUGAGUUCAAAUCAGACAUGAGGGUGGUGAGAGUCACUCCACACUGUGAGAAGGGGGAAGGGAUUGUCAAGGACGUGCUUGAGGAUGUUCCUGUCGCGAUCAUUGACACCCCUGGCCUGUUUGAAAAAGACAGCAAGAGGGAAGAAAUUGUGCGAAAGAUUCUGAAGUGUGUCAAACUCCAGGAGCCAGGACCUCACGCCUUCGUGCUUGUUGUCCCUGUAGGACGGAUGACCCAGGAGGAUCAAAACACCCAGGCUAUGAUCGAAGCAAUGUUUGGCCCUAGAGUUUGGGACUACACCAUCGUGCUGUUCACCCACGGGGAUCGCUUGGAGGGGAAAACAAUAAACGACAUUGUUGCAGAGAGCGACCAAAACCUCCGAAACUUCAUACGCAAGUGCAGCGGCGGCUUCUGCGUCUUCAACAACAAGAAACCCGAGGAGCAGACCCAGGUGACAAGACUCAUAGAAAAGAUUCAGACCCUGGUAGCCCUGAAUGGAGGGGGGCAUUACCACAAUGACCUUUAUCCUGAAGAAGAGAGGAAGAUCAGGAAGAGACAGGAGGCCAUCCUGGCAGAGAGAGAUGAUGAGAUCAGGCGCAAGGAGAGAGAGCUGGAGGAGCAUCACAAGGACAAAGAGCUGGAGAUGAAGAAGAGGGAGCUGUGGAGGAAAGAAGAGGACAAUUCAAGGCUGGCUGCAGAGAAGGAGACCAAGAUGAAGUCAAACAUAAGGAUCAUUUUGAGCUCCAUCAUCCUGGUGUUACUUCUGAUUGGUUGGGCUCUCCAAGCACCAAACAUGUGGCCAUUGGCUGUAUUAGCAAUUUUGAUUUGGUGCGUCUUUAAUGGCUUACCAUUUAAUUCAGAAGAACUACCAUGGCUUUCCAAGAAAAUAUUAUAGUUGAGAUAUCAAUGCACCGUUAGUAAUCAGUCAUGCCAUGUAUUACUGAAGUCUAGAACAGAUCUUCAACAACAUUAAUGCAAGAAAUGCACCAGCCUGAAAAAUGUUUUUUGUCGUCAUGAACUCAAUGCAAAUAAUCAUGAUUAUAAUCAUAUGAACUGUUCACUUCUGUAAACCUCAAUGACUGGGCUGUUUUUAUGACAAGCUUUACAAUUGAGUGCAUUACUUUGUAAGACUAAUGAAAUCAAUAAAAACAUUCUUCUUCAACCUUCAA
Labrus mixtus (cuckoo wrasse) is the source of this 1637-nucleotide messenger RNA. RefSeq names its product GTPase IMAP family member 7-like. Gene Ontology annotation, molecular function: GTP binding. The record is from RefSeq and is a predicted model, not a curated record. NCBI's taxonomy places the organism in Eukaryota, Metazoa, Chordata, Actinopteri, Labriformes, Labridae. The transcript has 2 exons. Bases 344 to 1363 code for a protein of 339 amino acids.